AUGCGUAGCGAGAUCCGCGAGCUCAAGCUCGAGAAUGAGAGGCUUCAAAAGAAGAUCCAAGAGCUGGAGCGAUCUCAAAAGAGAGAAUAUAACGCACCACAUAUGCAACAAGCCACUGAAAAGGAGUCAUUGGAGGCCCAUGAUAAGGUACCUAAUUCGAGGGCAGCCAUGCCUUCAGGGACCUUCAAAAAUGCUCUACCGGAGCCUUUGCUAUGCACCUCGAAGACGCGUUCGGCCAUGUCAAGCAGUAGCACCGUAAAGUCUGGCUUAACGGUUCAGGUACCAAGUACGCCGCAGCCUCCUGUACGCCUCUCUCUCCUCUCAAACUCCAAUGCUAGCUCACCUAGAGUCCAUUUGGCUAGCCAUGUAUCAUAUCCACACGCCCCUCAUGCAACGAAGACACUGCCUUGUGAAUCUUUCCCAGCAGCAUUGCCAAACGAAGGCGUUAUUUAUAAAGCGACACACAAUCCUGCUGUAUACUUAAGCCAUAUCCCCUCUAUGGAUACAAGUGCCUCAGGAGUCGCGCAACUCCCCAGGGUUAUGGGGUGUAUUAAUGAGGAGACUCCAAUGCCAGGCCCUAUACAGCCUAUAACAUAUAAUCAAGCUCAGCCUUACUCAACAACAAUGCCACCACCACCUCCUCCGACGUCACAGCAUCAGCAAUCCCGACCAUGGCUUUAUAGCGCGCGUUCCAAUGCUUACUCUGCAGUUCCUCAAAGAGUCGCAUACCAAGGCCGGAGUAUUGCUACUGUGGGUCAACCAACAGCGCGAACCCGAUAUGUUCCAGUUAUAUAUGGCAACAACAUACCACAGGAACAAUUGGUCCGCAACCGAAACUCUGUAACAGCUGUAAGGACCAUUUGGCGACAGCAAUGA
Messenger RNA from Lobosporangium transversale, 876 nucleotides. RefSeq lists its product as hypothetical. The coding region runs from base 1 to 876 and encodes 291 amino acids. The transcript is spliced from 3 exons. NCBI's taxonomy places the organism in Eukaryota, Fungi, Mortierellomycota, Mortierellomycetes, Mortierellales, Mortierellaceae. The record is from RefSeq and is a predicted model, not a curated record.